AUGAAGAACCCGUCAAAGCCCGAGGAAGAAGAAAACAAACGCCGGGCACCUGAGAACGAGGCCUGUGACCAGACAGGACUGAAGCGACCCAGAAGACCUCACAGGUGGCAGCAGCCGCCAACAGUCCCCCAGAACUCCGGGGGGCAGCACUGCCCCCCCCGUGACAACCCCGAGGCGGGUCACCGUGCGGACAGGACCCCCCAACGCCCCCCCCAGAAGCACACCCCACCCAAACACCAGGACACACGACACCCAGAAGGGACCCAAGACCGCCCCCAGCACAGACGGAGCACCUGGACUCACCCCCCCUACGCCGCCGAACUCGACUGCUGCCCACGUGGGAACCAAGGACCCAAAUCACGACCUCAUGAGCACAAAGCAGGAACCGGAACCACCCAGCAAAAUCACCACACCCUCGCUUACGCCGUCCUAACACUGCCCACACCUGAGGCCCAACAGGGGCCCCCACGAGAACCCCGGGGCGGACACUCAGACACAGAAGACCCCGCCACACGCAAACCUGAACCCCACCAACAACCCAACCCACCCCAGAACCGCAUCCUGGGCUCCAUCUGA
Molecule: messenger RNA, 576 nt
Organism: Heterocephalus glaber (naked mole-rat)
Lineage: Eukaryota; Metazoa; Chordata; Mammalia; Rodentia; Bathyergidae
Source: RefSeq, a predicted model, not a curated record